AUGGCGCUGGGGGCUCUGCUGUCCCUCCAUCCCUCCCACCCUGCACGGUUUGACUCCCGGCGCGUUCUGGAGCAGCUCCGAGCCUGCGGGGUGCUGGAGACCAUCCAGAUCAGCGCCUCGGGAUUCCCCUCCAGAUGGACGUACCAGGAGUUCCUGGAGAGGUACCGGCCUCUGCUGAGCCGGGAGGAGCUCCAGGGCACCGCCGUGGAGCGGAUCUGCAGCAUCGCCCUUGGGAGGCUGCUCCAGGACCCCAGCCAGUACCAGUGCGGCAGGACCAAGGUGUUUUUCCGGGCCGGCCAGGUGGCUGUGCUGGAGGAGCUGCGGUUCCGCUGCCUGCGGGCAGCCUGCACCCUGCUCCAGCGGCACCUGCGGGGCUGGCUGGCUCGGCGGCGCUUCGGGCGGCUCCGCGGGGCCGCGCUCUGCCUGCAGCGCCACGCCCGGGGGCUGCUGGCCCGCAGGUUGGUGAGGACACUGCGGAGGACCAGGGCUGCCGUGGUGCUGCAGAAGACCCUGCGGAUGCUCCUGGCCCGCCGCUCGUUCCUGCAGCUGCGCCGGGCCACCGUCACCAUCCAGGCUUUCGCCCGGGGCCUGUUUGCCCGGCGCCGUUACCGAGAGAUGCUGUGGCACCGCAAGGCCGUGGUUCUCCAGGCCGCUGUCCGGGGCUGGCUGGCACGGAGCCGCUACGGCCGCGUUCGCCGGGCGGUGCUGCUGCUGCAGUGCUGCUGCCGCCGCGCCCGGGCACGAAGGGAGCUCCGCCGGCUGCGCCUCGAGGCGCGCUCCGUCGAGCACUACCGGCAGCUGCACAAGGGCAUGGAGAUCAAGGUGAUCCAGCUGCAGUGCAGGCUGGACGAGCAGGAGCAGCUCUCGGGGCUCACAGCUGCCCACGCCGAGGAGCUGCAGCGCCUGCGGGGGGAGAUGCAGCGGUUACAGGAGGACGCGGCCCGCGGUGCCCAGGUCCAGCAGCUGGCACAGCUGGAGAGGCACAGCAGGGAGAGCUGCCUGGCCCGGGAGCUCCAGGAGCUCAGGCAGCGCCUGGUGGAGAUGGAGGCUGCGAAGCUGCAGCUGCGGCAGGAGAGGGAUGCCCUCCAGUGCACGUUGGAGCAGUCCCAGGACCUGGAAGAGCAGCAGCGGCGGGCGGCGCGGGAGAGCCGGGGGCUGCUGCGGGAGCUGGAGGAGGAGCGGGAGCGCUACCGGAGCCUGGAGCAGGAGUACGCCCGCCUGGAGCAGGACUAUGAGAACCUGCGGGAUGAGGUGGCCUUCCACAGGCAAAGCACCUUGAGGCGUUCCCCAUCCUCCGAGAGYUUCCCGGGCUCCGAGAGCAGCUGCUUGUCCUCCUCCAUGUCCACGGCUCCUUCAAGAGACAGCUCUGACCUGCAGCCUGAGGGCCUGGAGGAGCCACAGCCCGGCAGCGACACCCUGAGCGCUGGGGGYGGCCCGGAGCCCUCGGAGAAGCCGUGUCCCCUGCCCAGGGAGGAGCUGGCUCGGGCCUGGGACGAGCUGCGGAGCUUCAAGGGCUCGGUGCAGCGGGACGASAAGAAACCCUUGGAAUUCCUCAAGUGCAGAAACAUAGCGGAGAGGCUGGGGCUGAGCAGCUCGGGGCAGGCAGUGGGCGAUGACCUGAGGCAAGCCUACGACGCGGUGCAGGUCACCAACAGGCUGCUGGUGAGCCAGCUGAGGGAGGAGAAGCAGCAGCACGAGGAGGAGGUGCAGGGGCUGCACCUCGACAUCCGCUCCCUGAAGGAGCUGAGCCAGCAGCAGGCAGCCCUGAUCCAGGACCUGCAGCGGCAGCAGGGCCACGAGGGGCUGCAGUACCACCUCCUGCAGCUCAAGGAGGAGAACUGGGAGCUGGCCCAGAAGCUGGAGAAGCAGGAGAAGACCACCCUGAAGCUCCAGAAGCAGCUGAAAGCCUACACCAAGCAGAUCCAGGAGCUGGCAGCCACGAGAGAGGCCCCAGGGCCAGCACCAGCCAUGGGACUGUCCCUGUCCCCAUCGGGGCCAUCCCAGGCCAUGCUGGCCUGGAGGAAGGAGGAUGAGGGGCGCAUCAUCAAGGCCAUCAUCACAGGUUACAAACCCCAGAGCGCUCCUGGGGCUUUCCCAGAGCUGCCAGCCUAUGUCCUGUUCCUGUGCCUGCGGCACGCUGACCACUGCCAUGACGAGCCCCGUGCCCGCUCGCUGCUGGACGCGGCCAUCGAYGCCAUCAAACGCCUCAUGAAGAAGCACAGCGGUGACCUGGACACGGUGGCACUGUGGCUGUCCAACACCUGCUGCCUCCUCAACUGCCUGCGCCAGUACGGCCCGGACGAGCGCUAUUCGCAGGGGAACACGGCGCGGCAGAACGAGCACCGGCUGCGGAGCGUGGAGCCGCGGGGCUGCUGCCGCAGCCUGGGCGUGCUGGCGGUGCAGCUGUACCAGCAGCUGAUCCGCACGGCCGAGAGGGGCCUCAAACCCAUCAUCGUUGCUGCCAUGCUGGAGAGUGAGCCCAUCCAGGGCCUGUCCUCAUCCUGCCCGCCCGGCCGCCGCCGCUCCUCCUCCUCGCCUGCCCACACCCUGCCCGAGCUGCUGCAGCGCCUGGGCUCCUUCUGUGCCACCCUGGAGCGCCACGGGCUGGCCACCAGYGUGGGCCACCAGGCCCUGCGCCAGCUCCUCUUCCUCGUCAGCGGCACCACCCUCAACUGCCUGCUCCUGAGGAAGGACAUGUGCUCCUGGAGCUGCGGCAUCCAGCUCAGGUACAACCUCAGCCAGCUGGAGCAGUGGCUGCGGGCACAGGGGCUGCAGCAGAGCGGUGCCUGUGAGGUGCUGGAGCCACURGUGCAGGCUGCCCAGCUGCUGCAGGUGAAGAAGGUGACAGAGGAGGACGCUGGAGCUCUGUGCAGCCUCUGCACGCUGCUGACACCCCAGCAGGUGGUGAAGAUCCUGCGGGCGUACACGCCGGCCGUGGGGCUGGAGGAGCGUGUCAGCCCUGGCUUCAUCAGCAGCGUGGAGAGGCGGCUGCAGGACCGCUACAGGGAGGGACCCGGCCAGCUCCUGGUGGACACCAGCCACAUCUUCCCUGUGCAGCUGCACUUCACUGCCUCCCCRCUGCACCUGGAUGAGCUCCACAUCCCUGACACCCUCAACCUGGCCUUCCUUGGCCGCCUCUGAGCCUGGGGCUGCCCCUGCRCCACUGCCAGGGACCUGUUUUGGGGUGUCUGAACCCUCUGAAGUUUCGGAAGGCUGUGAGAGUAGAGGGGCAGCACCUUUGGAGUGCAAAGUUCUGUGAAGUUGUUCAUUUAUUGAAAUUUGGGUGCCUUGUUUGUGGCACAGGCAGGACUCCUGACAGUCCUGCACUGGGGGAUUUGGCCACUUUUUUAAUCCUUUGAAGUCAAUAAAAGUCU
Malurus melanocephalus (red-backed fairy wren) is the source of this 3374-nucleotide messenger RNA. RefSeq names its product unconventional myosin-Vb-like. Gene Ontology annotation, molecular function: GTPase binding; ATP binding; cytoskeletal motor activity. Gene Ontology annotation, cellular component: myosin complex. NCBI's taxonomy places the organism in Eukaryota, Metazoa, Chordata, Aves, Passeriformes, Maluridae. The record is from RefSeq and is a predicted model, not a curated record. The coding region runs from base 1 to 3141 and encodes 1046 amino acids. The transcript is spliced from 22 exons.